AUGAAACACUUUCUCGAAGUAUAUAAUUCCUCAACACAUUCUACAACAGGACAUACACCAAAUUCAAUGACACAACAACAAGAAGAAAAGUAUAUACAAAAGAAACGAAGCCAAACACAAAAUAUCAUAAAUUCAACACAAUUUACCCUCAUUCCUGGUACAAAAGUUCGUGUAGUUCUUGACGACAAACCGUUGACAAAGAAACGUUUAAGGUUAAGUAGAAACUAUUAUAUCGUAGACUCUACGCAAGGUAAUGGAUAUCUUAUAAAAGCUGCUGACGACUCCAUAGCAUUUUACCCUCGUCAUAAAUUAGUUGAAAGUAGUAAUGGCAAACUUGCUGAAACCAUUGACGAAGCAAAGCGAGGAGUGGUUAUUGAAAUACUUGGCUAUAACAUAAACGAUGACACUUAUAAAGUAAGAUAUGAAGGAGGCGUUGAAGAUGUUAUACCAUCUAAGAACUUGAGAGAGUCGAAGCCAACACAUCUGGGACCAUUAGAGCGGGAGUACUGGAAAGACAAAACUAUGCCAGAAAGAAUAAGAAAAUUCUUCUAA
Trichomonas vaginalis G3 is the source of this 552-nucleotide messenger RNA. Its product is annotated as integrase core domain containing protein family. The record is from RefSeq and is a predicted model, not a curated record. NCBI's taxonomy places the organism in Eukaryota, Parabasalia, Trichomonadida, Trichomonadidae. Bases 1 to 552 code for a protein of 183 amino acids. The transcript has a single exon.